Molecule: messenger RNA, 1000 nt
Organism: Solanum verrucosum
Lineage: Eukaryota; Viridiplantae; Streptophyta; Magnoliopsida; Solanales; Solanaceae
Exons: 1
Coding region: 49-960 (303 amino acids)
Biological process (GO): mitochondrial respiratory chain complex I assembly; biosynthetic process
Cellular component (GO): mitochondrion
Source: RefSeq, a predicted model, not a curated record
UUUCUACACUCAUGUUUGUGACUGUAGGAAACCACACUUGGGAUUGAAAUGAAUGGUGCUUCUUCGUCCGGUGGUAUAAGAGGUGCUUUGUCCUAUUGUGUGCAGCAAGUACGACGUUAUGAUUAUCAUCACUACCUCUGCCUUCUUGAACUUCCAGCAAACAUGCGGAAGGCUGCAUUUGCGCUCCGAGCUUUCAAUGUCGAGACAUCCCGAGCUAUGGAUGUUGCAUCUGAUCCCAAAAUUGGUCUUAUGCGCUUGCUGUGGUGGCAAGAAGCUUUGGACAAGAUCUAUUCAAACAAGGUGAUUGAGCAUCCAGUAGCUCAGGCCCUCACUUCUGUGGUAUCUGAACACAAGGUUAGCAAAAGUUGGCUGAAACGAGCUGUGGAAGCCCGAAUAAAUGAUGCAAAUAGAGAAAAUAAUGAUAUUCCACAAACUGUUGAAGAAUUGGAGCGAUAUGCUGAGGACACAACAUCAACUAUUUUGUACUCUACACUUCAAGCAGGUGGUAUUAAAUGCACAGCAGCAGACCAUGCUGCUUCACAUAUUGGUAAGGCAAGUGGACUCCUUUUGUUGCUUAAAUCACUGCCAUACCAUGCUAGUCGAAACCAUCAGUUUUCAUAUAUACCAGCCAAGGUGGCUGAGAAACAUGGAUUGUUGGUUCACCAAAGUGGUCAGUCAGAGAUCAAAAAGGACUCGCGUGAGGCCCUUUGUGAUGCAGUUUUUGAAAUGGCAUCUGUAGCUAAUGCACAUCUGCAGAAGGCUCGACAAUUGGCUGGAAGUGUGCCAGCUGAAGCUCGUCCUGUGCUUUUGCCUGCUGUGCCUGCCCAAGUCAUUUUAGAUUCUUUGGCUCGGGUGCAGUUUGAUGUGUAUGAUCCACGGCUGGCACAAGGAAUCUUAGGGGCUCCCCCGUUGUUGUUUCAGUUGAAACUAAAAUGGUAUUCAUGGAGGGGCAAAUACUGACAUUACCCUUUUUCGUCCCUUUAUAGAGUAUGUGUGUUGC